Colletotrichum truncatum is the source of this 2409-nucleotide messenger RNA. Its product is annotated as adam protease adm-b. Gene Ontology annotation, molecular function: metalloendopeptidase activity. The record is from RefSeq and is a predicted model, not a curated record. NCBI's taxonomy places the organism in Eukaryota, Fungi, Ascomycota, Sordariomycetes, Glomerellales, Glomerellaceae. Gene Ontology annotation, biological process: proteolysis.
AUGGUCUCGUUCAAGACCGUCGUUUCCGCCUUUGUCGGCCUUGCAGCUAUUGCGCAAGAAACUCUGGCACAUUCAACUCAGCGGAACCCGCUGAAGUACGUCACCGUCCUCGAAGAUGCCGUCCUGCACUCGCCCUCACAACAUUGCCAUGCCCUGUCCCACUUCGACCUCACUUUCACCCUGCACGACAAGAAGCAACAGGUGCGCAUGGCAUUACAGCCGAACGAGGACAUUCUCGGCAACGAUUUCCAGGUGAACUAUUUGGGUGCGGACGGAACCAUUCGCAAGACGGAAGCGGUCGACCGGACGGAGCACCGCGUAUUUAGAGGCAGUACGUUUAUUCGACAUGAAGGUCAUUCCGAAUGGACAAAUGUUGGCUGGGCGCGCAUUACGAUCCACCGAGACGGUGUCGACCCCAUUUUCGAGGGCGCGUUCCGCAUUGACGGCGACCACCAUCACAUCCAGACUGGAUCCAGCUACCGCGCACGCAAGCACCGCGAAGACCCCGAUGCCCCCGACAGGCGUAACCCCGACGACUACAUGGUGGUUUGGAGAGACUCGGACAUCAUGGAGUACUACUUCGACCGGGAGGACUUGAAGCGGGAUGUUAAAGGCCGGACCUCUUGCAACUCGGACAACUUAGACUUUAACGCCAACUACGACCUCUUUGACGCCCGGGCGCCGCCCGACACCCUCCAAUCCGUAUCGAGCAACUCUCUCUUCGGAGCCUCGCUGUUUGGAAGACAGACUGACGGCGGCAGCACCGGUAACAACGGCGCUGGUGUUAAUCUGGUUUCCACCAUUGGACAAACCAAUGGCUGUCCGUCUACGCGCAAGAUUGCACUGCUGGGCGUUGCGACCGAUUGCACUUACACAGCUGCUUUCAACUCCACUCAGGCCGUCAGGGCAAAUAUCAUUCAAGUGAUCAAUGCUGCGUCCGAAGUAUAUGAAAGCACUUUCAACAUCUCGCUCGGUAUCCAGAACCUUACCAUCAGCGACGCAAACUGUCCUGGGCAAGCGAGUUCCUCCGCGCCCUGGAACGUGGCGUGCAGCCCGAGCAUUACUAUCACGGACCGGUUGAGCCUCUUCUCGCAAUGGCGUGGUAACUCCAAGGACACAAACGCCUUCUGGACUCUUCUGAGUACCUGCGGUACCGAUUCUGCCGUUGGCCUGGCGUGGCUGGGACAGGCCUGCACGAGCGGAUCUCAAGGCUCAGGCCAAAGCAGCAACGAGACGGUUGCCUCGGCCAACGUUGUUAUCCAGACGCCAAGCGAAUGGCAGGUUGUUGCCCACGAGGUCGGGCACACAUUUGGUGCCGUGCAUGACUGCGUAUCAUCCACUUGCAGCAAUGGUGAUUCCAGCAUGAACAGAUGCUGCCCACUGAGCUCCAGCCAGUGUAACGCUGGUGGGCAGUUCAUCAUGAACCCUUCGACUGGAUCCGGUAUCAGAGCUUUCUCGCCCUGCAGUAUCGGCAACAUUUGCUCUGGUCUCCUCCGCAACCAGGUCAAGUCCACAUGCUUGACUAACAACCGAGACGUAAAAACCAUUCUGGAGAGCCAGUGUGGCAACGGCAUCGUGGAAUCCGGUGAGGACUGUGAUUGCGGUGGCGAGAGUGGUUGCGGUAACAACAGGUGUUGCGACCCCAGGACCUGCAAGUUCACUACCGGCUCGGUGUGUGAUCCAUCCAACGAGGAUUGCUGCAACGGCCAAUGCCAGUUUGCCUCCAACGGAACCGUGUGUCGACAAAGCACCGGGUCCUGCGACCCCGUGGAAACUUGUAGCGGCACUUCAGCCUCUUGCCCUAACGAUCGCCAUAAGGACGAUGGAGAUUCUUGCGGUGAGUCAGGCCAAGGCUUGACUUGCGCUUCCGGCCAGUGCACUUCUCGUGAUCAACAGUGCAAGACUGCUUGGGGAUCUCAGACCGACACAAGCAGCGUGACCGCCUGCGGUAACCAAGAUUGCUUGAUUGCAUGCAAUGUCCCGGGCCGCCCCGGUUGCUCGGUCAUGAACCAAAACUUCCUCGAUGGUACCUCCUGCCAGGGGGGAGGCAAGUGCUCCAACGGCCAGUGCGUGGGAUCCAACGCUGGUGAUGAGAUACUGGAUUGGAUUAAGAACAACAAGACUAUCUUCAUCCCGGUUGUCUGCGUCGUUGGAUUGCUUGUUCUUAUUGCUUUGUUCAGCUGUAUCUGUGGCGCAUGCCGUAGAAGUCGAAAUCGCACCAAGGCUAGGAGGCUUAGACCCGCGCAGCCGCCCAUGAACACCUGGAACAGCUAUGGAGGGGCUUGGGGCAAUCCCAAUGUGCCGCCUCCACCACCGGUGGCCACCCGUCCGGGAGGCCCGCCCCAAUACUCGCCUUACCCGAACAACGACUGGCAGAUGCAUAGAACGCAGAGUGCUAGAUACGCAUAA